Molecule: messenger RNA, 468 nt
Organism: Protopolystoma xenopodis
Lineage: Eukaryota; Metazoa; Platyhelminthes; Monogenea; Polystomatidea; Polystomatidae
Source: the annotation of a GenBank genome assembly
AUGCAUCAUCAUUUUCAGAGUAGGACCGUGGACGUGGUACAUUCCCACGUGGUACGGUACGACUUUGGAAAUGAUCAUGCCUACAAUCGACUCGAGACUAGACACGACGAUGGGGCGACUCCGCUGCAGCUUCCCUUCUCGGAGCCGCACAACUCAGACUUGUCUGAGGCUGCACGUCAGCAAAUGCUUAGCUUACGCUCCGUCCACCGACGCAACGAACUGUUGGCCACUGUCAGUCGUCUGGUGCGCUGCUUCGAUGCUGAACUGCGAGUGCUCAGAAACAACCGGUUCUACAUUGACACCAUCUUGAAGCGAGCCGAACUCUCGCAACUCACCUCGUUCGACGAGUAUCGGCUCCUGAAGGAGUUCGAGAAAUCGGAGCUGGUGCUGACGGAACGGGCUCGUUCUAAGGCCCAGGAAAAGCAGGAUCUCGCGACAAAGGCAAAUAUUCCAUUUGUGACCAAAUGA